Messenger RNA from Striga asiatica, 519 nucleotides. Lineage: Eukaryota; Viridiplantae; Streptophyta; Magnoliopsida; Lamiales; Orobanchaceae. The record is from the annotation of a GenBank genome assembly.
AUGGACAACCAGAAAGAAAGGAAAUUCUAUAGAUACAACAAACUCACCAUUGGCAAGGUCCAACAAGAAGUCAGCAGGAUUCAUGGGGACCAACGGGGCAAACCCAAUUCCCGAGAAAUAAUCGAGUGCGCCCGAUCCCUGCCCGAAGAACAAAGGGCUCCCAUCGCACAACAGAAGGACCUUGUGAAACUCAAGAUCCUGCUCGACGGCUGGUGGAUCGUCAUCACGACACUCCUCCCUUCGUCAGCCAUCCCACGCAGCGUCGACACGAGCCUUGAUGCAUUGGUCGAGUCGAGCCCGGACGUGGGCUCGUCGAGCAGCAGCAGGCCUGGGUUUAUGAGCAUCUCCUGCCCGAUACUCACCCGCUUCCUCUCCCCGCCCGACACGCCCCUCAUGAGCGGGCCGCCCACAAUGCUGUCCCAGCACUUCGACAGCCCGAGCUGGGCCCCCACGGCAACCGCGUGCCUUGCCUUCUCGGCCGAGGACAGGCUGGACGGCAGCCGGAGGAGGGCUGUGUAG